AGGGAUGCCAGUGGGAGAGAAUCUGUCCUGACCUCAGGACAGGAGGCCCUGGGAUGGUGGCCCUGCUCCCAGCCCCCGGGCCUGGGGAGAGUCUGUCUCUCUGCACACGCCACAGCGUGCAGGUGGGGGUGCAGGGGUCUGUGGUUGGUCUCACCUCCUCCAUCAGACCGGAGCGUCCCUGCGGCAGAGUGGUUUCCCUAUUAGAUCAGGCCUCUCACAGGGGUGUGGGCUGGGUCUCCCCCAUCAGACUGGGACGGAGCUCCGCAAGGCCAGCCUUCAUCUCCUCCUCUAUGUUUAACUCGGGAAUCAUCUCUGCUGCCCAGCCUCAGCCUCUGUGGGUGUGUCCCAGCAGAGCCAACACCUUUCUAGAAAGUGCCCCCACCUCAUCCCGUCCUCCUCCCUCCUGGCCUUUGGCCGGGCCGGGAUCUGGCCCCCCAGCCCCGGCUGUCUGGGCCGACACCUGUCAGGUGUGCUUUUUCAGGAAUGGGGGAGGGCCGGGUGCCAUGAAGCCAGUGCGGGUUGUCACCAUUUGGUGGGUGCUACUGCUGGUGUCCAGGCUGGGGGCCACCAGGAGGGGAUCCCCAGAAGAGGCCUCCUUCUACUAUGGAACCUUCCCACUCGGCUUCUCCUGGGGCGUGGGCAGUUCUGCCUUCCAGACAGAGGGCGCCUGGGACCAGGACGGGAAAGGGCCCAGCAUCUGGGAUGUCUUCACACACCGCCGGAAGGGAAAGGUGCUUGGGGAUGAGACAGCAGAUGUGGCCUGUAAUGGCUACUACAAGGUCCAGGAGGACAUUGCUCUGCUGAGGGAGCUGCACGUGAGCCACUACCGAUUCUCACUGUCUUGGCCCCGACUCCUACCCACGGGCGUCCGAGCUGACCAGGUGAACGAGAAGGGAAUCAAAUUCUACAGCGAGUUCAUCGAUGCCCUUCUGAGGAGCAACAUCACCCCAGUUGUGACCUUGCACCACUGGGACCUCCCGCAGCCGCUCCAGGUCAAAUAUGGCGGGUGGCAGAAUGUGAGCACGGCCGACUACUUCAGUGAUUACGCCAACCUGUGCUUUGAGGUCUUUGGGGACCGGGUGAAGCACUGGGUCACUUUCAGUGAUCCUCGGACAAUGGUGGAAAAAGGCUAUGAGACAGGCUACCACGCGCCAGGCCUGAAGCUCCGCGGCACGGGCCUAUACAGGGCGGCACACCACAUCAUUAAGGCCCACGCGCAAGCCUGGCACUCUUACAACAGCACGUGGCGCGGGAAGCAGCAAGGUCUGGUGGGGAUUUCAUUAAACUGCGACUGGGGGGAGCCUGUGGACAUUAGCAACCCCAAGGACGUAGAAGCUGCUGAGAGAUACCUACAGUUCUGCCUGGGCUGGUUUGCCAACCCCAUUUAUGCGGGUGACUACCCUCAAGUCAUGAAGGACCGUAUCGGAAGAAAGAGUGCAGAGCAAGGCCUGGACACGUCCAGGUUACCGGCGUUCUCGCUCCAGGAAAAGCGCUACGUUAAAGGCACCUCUGAUUUCUUGGGACUAGGUCAUUUUACGACUCGGUACAUUACAGAGAGGAACUACCCCUCCCGCCAGGGGCCCAGCUACCAGAACGAUCGCGACUUAGUCGAACUAGUUGACCCAAACUGGCCGGACCUGGGGUCUCAAUGGCUGUAUUCUGUGCCAUGGGGAUUCAGGAGGCUCCUCAACUUUGCUCAGACUCAAUAUGGCGAUCCUCCCAUAUAUGUGACAGAAAACGGAGCGUCUCAAAAGUCACACUGCACUCAGUUAUGUGACGAGUGGAGAAUUCACUACCUCAAAGGAUACACAAAUGAAAUGCUAAAAGCUAUAAAAGAUGGCGUUAAUAUAAAAGGGUACACCGCCUGGUCUUUGUUGGAUAAGUUUGAAUGGGAGAAAGGAUACUCAGAUAGAUACGGAUUCUACUAUGUCGAAUUUAACAACAGAAACAAGCCGCGCUACCCAAAGGCUUCAGCUCAAUAUUACACGAAGAUCAUCACUGCCAAUGGCUUUCCCAACCCGAGAGAGGUGGAAAGUUGGCACCUCAAAGCCUUGGAAACUUGCUCUAUCAACAACCAGGUGUUGGCUGCAGAGCCGCUGCUAAGUCACAUGCAGAUGGUGACGGAGAUCCUGGUGCCCACGGUCUGUACCCUCUGUGUGCUGAUCGCCGCGGUUCUCCUAAUGCUCCUCCUGCGGGGCCAGAGCUGA
Molecule: messenger RNA, 2207 nt
Organism: Equus caballus (horse)
Lineage: Eukaryota; Metazoa; Chordata; Mammalia; Perissodactyla; Equidae
Gene: LCTL
Product: lactase like
Biological process (GO): carbohydrate metabolic process
Molecular function (GO): beta-glucosidase activity
Source: RefSeq, a predicted model, not a curated record